AACCAAGCUAUAAGAUAUUUACAAUAUGUGGUACAGCAACAAAAUAAUACUGAUCCUGCAAUCCACAAUUUUCUGUUAACACUUUACGCCACACAGCCAACUCAUGAUGAAGCUGCUUUAUUACAAUUUUUGGCAACAGAG
This is a messenger RNA of Entrophospora candida, 141 nucleotides long. Lineage: Eukaryota; Fungi; Glomeromycota; Glomeromycetes; Entrophosporales; Entrophosporaceae. The record is from the annotation of a GenBank genome assembly.